UCAAAUCUAACACACUAUUAUGAACACCGCAAUGUGUGCCUAUCUAUGCAGGUUUGUUAUGGUGGUCGCGGCUUAGGAUAUAAAAACCCGUUCACACCAAAGGCUUACGUGGCACGCUAUUGGAAUAAACACGUCCGCAACAACUUGCCAAAGCCAUCGUUCCUUCUUUCCAAGGCCUCCCCAAUGAGCGCCGCCGAAGCGGCAUCGUUCGCCAAGCUUGCCGCCGCCAACUCCCUCUCCACGCAGCUGCCAGAGUUCUGCUCCGCCGCCCACCUCCUCUGCUUCCCGGAGGUCCAGCCCAGCCUCGAGAAACACACCGAAGACGUCGAUUUCCAAACCUACGAUAACUCUCAGAACUUCUCCAACUACGGAAGGAGUCGACCCGGCGGAACCGAAUCGUUCAGAAGCUACGCCACCACCUUCUCCAGCCGUCCCGACAACAGUUUCCGCCGCUACAGCCGCCGAUCCGUCGGCCACGUGGACAGCUUCGUCCGCUACGGAGGCUCCAUUGGCGACAUCUACCAGACCUUCAACACCUAUGGCACUUCCUCCGCCGGCGGCGCCGGCGAGUUCAAACAGUACGCCACCAAAUCAAACUUCCCCGAGCUUGAUUUCACCACCUACUCCGACAGCUCCGGCGGGAGGAGGCAGUCGUUCUCGAGCUACGGCGAGAACGGCAACUCCGGCGGCCAGAAUUUCACGAGCUACGGCAAGAACUCCGCCGGCGCCGGGAACGAGUUCUCCAGCUACGGGACUAGCUCCAACGUUGAGGCGUCUAAUUUCACGAACUACGGCGCGAGAGGGACAAGUCCCAACGACACGUUCACAAACUACGGCGUGCUGCAGAACAUUCCUGAAGUGAACUUCCAGAGCUACGCAGAGGGAACCGUUGGUGGCACGGAAAGUUUUUCAAACUACAGAGUACAAGCUAACGUCGGUGACGACUCGUUUCAAUCCUAUGCCAAGAACACCAAAGAAGGGACCAAAGUGGAUUUUAGAAACUACGCUAUUUCCGCAAACCCUAGUUCUGAUACUUUCAAAGGCUACGCUAAAGGAGCAGAAGGAGAUCACAAGGUUGGUUUCACAAGCUACGGCAACAACACUAAUACUACGUUUAAAGAUUACGUCAAACAGGGCGUUUCCUUUGCUAGUUACAACGUACCUUCCAGUUCCGCUUCUAAAACUGUUAGUGACAGUUUUGUAAAAACGGGUAAGUUUUUUCGCGAGAGCAUGCUCAAGGAAGGGACUGUUAUGCCAAUGCCGGAUAUAAGAGAUAAAAUGCCUCCAAGGUCGUUUUUGCCCCGCUAUAUUUUGUCCAAAUUGCCUUUCUCGUCUUCCAAGAUUGACGAGUUGAAGCGCGUGUUCAAGGUGUCUGAUAACUCAUCCAUGGACAAGAUGAUCAUGGACUCGUUCGGGGAGUGCGAGAGGGCACCCAGCGUGGGUGAGACCAAACGCUGCGUAGGUUCCGUUGAGGAUAUGAUUGACUUUGCAACCUCCGUUUUGGGUCGCAAUGUCGCCGUUUGGACCACAGAGAAUGUAAAUGGAUUUAAUCAGAACGUUAUGGUGGGUGGUGUCAAAGGGAUGAAGGGUGGGAAGGUGACCAAAUCGGUGUCGUGCCAUCAGAGCUUGUUCCCUUACUUGCUUUACUACUGCCACUCCGUUCCUAAGGUUCGGGUCUACGAAGCGGAUCUAUUGAACCCGGAAUCUAAGGCCAAGAUUAACCAUGGAGUUGCUAUUUGUCAUUUGGACACCACUGCGUGGAGCCCCACCCACGGUGCAUUUGUGGCGCUUGGGUCGGGUCCGGGUCGGAUUGAAGUGUGCCAUUGGAUCUUUGAGAAUGACAUGACUUGGACAAUUGCUGAUUGAUUGAGAAAACUAGAAUUACUUUGCACUUUGCACACUGGCUAAUUAAAAUGAUAGCAAUGGCUAGAUAAAUGGUUUUUCACCCUUUGGAAGAAGUCAUGCUUAUGUAAUAAUCACUCAAUUAGGAACCUGUGUUUGUAAUUGUGUAUUAUAAGCAUGAGAUUAAAAUAUAAUGACAGUAUAAAUGUCGAUAGAGGUGAGCAUGAUUUGAACCGGUUUGGAUAUAUAUAAAAACCCAAUUAUUUUUGUAA
Messenger RNA from Glycine soja, 2114 nucleotides. Its product is annotated as polygalacturonase 1 beta-like protein 3. The record is from RefSeq and is a predicted model, not a curated record. Lineage: Eukaryota; Viridiplantae; Streptophyta; Magnoliopsida; Fabales; Fabaceae. The coding region runs from base 46 to 1866 and encodes 606 amino acids. The transcript has a single exon.